Molecule: messenger RNA, 453 nt
Organism: Penicillium cinerascens
Lineage: Eukaryota; Fungi; Ascomycota; Eurotiomycetes; Eurotiales; Aspergillaceae
Exons: 2
Coding region: 1-453 (150 amino acids)
Source: RefSeq, a predicted model, not a curated record
AUGGCCCUCGGUGGUAUCGAUCUCCAAUUCUCGUUACCGCUCCCUCAACCGAUGGAGAACCCGAAACGAAGGAGCCGAGUCGCAAUGCCAUGGCUCCAACCUUCUGCUUCUACGCCAUCUAUGGAGAAGUGCAGUAGUCUCCUAGACAACUUUUUGACGACCGCAGAAGAGCGCAUGUUCUUACGGAACAUGAUGCCCAUGACGCCAUCUAUGCAAAGGUGCAGUAAUUUGCUGGACAACCUUUUGACGACCGCUGAGGAGCGCACAUUAUUACGGAACAUGAUGCCCCGGACAGCGUUCCCGAGUGAGACCAGCAACAUGCAGCCAGAGGUUGAGAGAAGCCUUGAAGACCCGAAAUGUACGCCACUCUUGGUCGCCUCGUCGCAGGUGGAAUAUAACCCCUUCAUGAUUGGGGUUCCAAAUGCACCAGAAGAUGAAUUUUUGGUCUUCUAA